Molecule: messenger RNA, 1923 nt
Organism: Nicotiana tabacum (common tobacco)
Lineage: Eukaryota; Viridiplantae; Streptophyta; Magnoliopsida; Solanales; Solanaceae
Source: RefSeq, a predicted model, not a curated record
AUGCCUUUUGGACUCAAGAAUGCAGGUACUACAUACAUGAGAGCUAUGACAACUAUUUUUCAUGACAUGAUCCAUAAAGAGAUUGAGGUCUAUGUGGACGAUGUCAUCAUCAAGUCACGGAAGAGUUCAGAUCACUUGGUAGACCUGAAGAAUUUCUUUUAUAGGUUGCGGCGAUACAAUUUGAAGCUGAAUCCCACAAAGUGUGCAUUCGGAGUUCUAGCUGGAAAAUUAUUAGGUUUCAUUGUCAGUAGAAGAGGCAUAGAGUUGGAUCCUUCAAAGAUAAAGGCUAUCCAAGACCUGCCACCUCCAAAGAAUCGGAAGGACGUGAUGAGCUUCCUUGGUCGCCUUAACUACAUCAGUUGUUUCAUAGCCCAAUCAAUAGUGAUUUGUGAGCCGAUAUUCAAGAUGCUGAGGAAAGAUGCCACUACCAAAUGGACAGAGGAAUGUCAACAAGCUUUUGAUAGGAUCAAGGAAUAUUUAUCUAACCCACCAGUGUUGAAGGCCAUCAAAGGACAAGCUUUAGCUGACCACCUUGCAGAAAAUCCUGUGGAUGAAGAAUACAAGCCACUUAGGACAUACUUCCCAGAUGAAGAAGUAUUGUUUGCUGGAGAAGACAUUUUAGAGGCAUAUUCUGCGAAACUUCAGUUUCCAUGCACCAACAACAUGGCAGAAUAUGAGGCUUAUAAACUUGGGCUUAGAAUGGUCGUUGAUAUAAACGUCCAAGAGUUGUUGGUUAUAGGUAAUUCAGACUUGCUAAUUCAUCAAGUACAAGGCGAAUGGAAUACAAAGAACAUAAAAAUCCUACCGUACUUACAUUGUGUAAAGGAGUUGUGUAAGAAGUUUAUCAAAGUGGACUUCAAGCAUGUUCCAAGAGUUCAAAAUGAGUUUGCAGAUGCUUUGGCAACUUUGUCUUACAUGAUUCAACAUCCAGAUAAAAAUUACAUAGACCCCAUCAAGGUGAAUGUGCAAGAUCAGCCAGCUUAUUGUUUCCAUAUGGAUGACAAGCCAGACGGAGAACCAUGGUAUUAUGACAUUAAGAGGUAUCUCAAGACAAGGGAUUACCCUGAAGGAGCAACCAGUACCCAGAAGAGAACGCUUAAGAGAUUGGCAAAUCACUUUUUCCUAAACGUCAAAAUCCUAUAUAGGAGGACCCCAGAUUUAGGACUGUUGAGGUAUGUAGAUGCCAGGUUACUUUUGGAUGACCAUGAAAACAAAUUGGAUUUGUUUUGUACAGAAAUGUCAUUAGUGUCAGAUCCACGCUUGGGGCAUGAAUGUCAUUGCCUUAUUGAGUCGGCCGCCUCGAAAGGGAAUAGAUUUAUCUUGGUAGCUAUUGAUUACUUUACAAAGUGGGUAGAAGCCUCUUCUUACAAGUCAGUUACAAAGAAGGUGGUAGCAGAUACCGUUUGCCGAUUUGGAAUUCGUGAGUCAAUCAUUACAGAUAAUGGAGCCAAUCUCAAUAGUGACCUGAUGCAAGAAAUAUGUGAUAAGUUCAAGAUUACUCACCAAAAUCCCACUCCCUAUCGACCUCAUAUGAAUGGAGCCGUUGAAACAGCCAAUAAGAACAUACAGAAGAUAUUACGGAAGAUGAUUGAUAACUACAGGCACUGGCAUGAGAAGCUACCAUUUGCUCUCCUUGAAUAUCGCACUACAGUCAGAACAUCAACUGAGGCAACACCUUAUCUUCUGGUCUAUGGAACUGAAGCCAUAUUACCAGCGGAAGUUGAAAUACCAUCUUUGAUGGUCAUCCAGGAAGCCGAGCUGAGCAAUGCAGAAUGGGUAAAGAAUCAGUACGAACAACUAAUGCUUAUUGACGAGAAGAGAAUGAAUGUUGUUGGCCAUGGUCAACUCUAUCAAAACAGGAUGGUCAGAGCCUUCAACAAGAAAGUGAAACCACGUCAGUUAAAUUGGGGCAACUGGUUUUGA